Messenger RNA from Rhagoletis zephyria (snowberry fruit fly), 1702 nucleotides. RefSeq lists its product as uncharacterized. Lineage: Eukaryota; Metazoa; Arthropoda; Insecta; Diptera; Tephritidae. The record is from RefSeq and is a predicted model, not a curated record.
AUUAGGUUAGCCUGUUAUAAAAUAUAUACUCUGCUAAAAGUAAUCGAAUUUAUACCAGUUAAAAAACUUAUCAUCACCUGUAAAUUAAUUUGACAUUUCGAAUGCAACGAAACAAAUUAACAGCUGAUGGAAUCACCGCCAUAUAAACAAAAUACAGCAAAAUCCUGGGCAAUCAGGUGGUAUAUUUAUGUAGAAAAAUGCCAAUUACCGACCAGGAGAAAUUAGGUAUAGUUGAUUUUCUGGCAAAAGAUGAGCAAAAUGUACCGGCACUGCUGCAAGUGGCCAGAAGCGUGACAAAAAACAUUUGCGACGUAGCAACAACGCAAGAGGCACUGGACUACGUGUAUAUACAAAUUGGAGAUACACUAACGCUGCCAAACAAACGGGCUAUAACAAGAGAAAUGCUUUUUAAAUACUUACAUCAACGUAAAAUUCAAGUCAAUGCAGAUUUCACCAAAGGCGCUUUAAUAAGUAGAAUUAUUGAAUAUUGGAACUCUAAAUUCGAGUAUAACAAUGAUAACUCUUUACCUAAUACCACUACGAGCAUAACAAGAUUAACCAAUGUGACUGAAAAUAAUACAGCCACUAGCAUCACGACUAAUCUUAGCACAUCACAACAAGAGAAUGAAACUCAGUAUCCCAUUCAUUUACUGGCGCGACAGUUUACUGAAUGGUUUUUUAAUAACCUAAAUAAACAAACUGUAAAAGCAGAUGAUUUUUGGUCAGAUUGCCAACUACAGUUGCGAAUUGCCGCUACCGAUCAAAUGAAUGAUUAUGAGUGUACAGGUGCAGAUGAAGUAAUCUUUACGCUUUUAGGUUCAAAAGAACAAUUUGGCUUCUACUUCAAUCCGAACCUCACGCAUGCUGGUGUUCAAGGUCGAAUGAAUGUGCAUGGUCUAGUACUGGUAUUGGCAUGUGGUACACUUCACACAGAGCAAAAUUGUGUAGGCGUAUUUGAGUGUACGUUUGGCCUAUUGCGUGAUCCAUUCGCUGAGAACAACUGGAAGGUGAAAACAAUGAAAUGCAUACUGCGCAGCCAGCUAGCUGCUAUAAUGCCAAGCUUGUGUGAAAGCGAAACACUCGUAGAGGCACUUCAUUUACCGAUUCCAGAAGGAGAAAUUACGUAGCAUUAGCAGAUAUAGAUACCGACUAUCUACGAAAUCUAGUAUCUUCAAUAUUUAUUUAUUUUAAUUUUAUUGCUAAUAAUAAAUUAUUUUCAUUCAAAUUGAGUUUAUUUUGUAUUAGGAAAUAUGUAUAUGAAAAGCAGUUGGGAGGGAAAUAUGCACAUUUUGUUGGCAGCAGGAAAAAGCGUUAACGGAUACAGCAUCAAAAAAGCAUUCCCACGACAGUGUGGGGGUGUGUUCGAGCUACGUGUUAAUUAUCACAAUUUGUAGCCUUGCUUUCUUGAUGAUAUUUUAUUGAUACGCAACUUAAAAUCUUCUGAAAUGCUGCAGAAAUUGCGCAGAAAAAAUUGUAUGUUGCUUUUGUUUUGCCAAUGAUGAGCACCUGAUUGUAAAAAUUUUGUUCCUCAAACGCUUGAUGUAGGCAGUCUGCUUUCAUAAAAGGUAACAUUGCCGUAUUAACUGCAGCUCGAAAACACCCUCUAUUAUAGUCAUGUAUAUAACCAGAACAAGCCAGAUUUACAUAUAUGCAUAUGUACAUAUGUAUAUCUGGAAAAAUAAAUUAUGCAUUGAAUUAUAAA